AUGAGCCAGCCAGAGCGUGACAACUGCUCAUUCGAUUCCGUGGAUAAGCUGACCAGUACCUUGCAGCUGGCAGUCCAUAUCCCCACCUUCCUCCUUGGCCUGGUUCUCAACCUACUGGCCAUCCGAGGCUUCAGUGCCUUCCUAAAGAAGAGGAAGCUGGAAUACAUCGCCACUUCUAUCUACAUGAUCAACUUAGCUGUUUUCGAUUUACUGCUGGUGCUCUCCCUCCCAUUCAAGAUGGUCCUGCCACAAGUGGAGUCCCCCUCGCCGGCCUUCUGCACUCUGGUGGAGUGCCUCUACUUCAUCAGCAUGUAUGGGAGUGUCUUCACCAUCUGCUUCAUCAGCCUGGACAGGUUCCUGGCCAUCCAGUACCCGAUCCUGGCCAACCACCUCCGGUCGCCCAGGAAGACCUUUGGGAUCUGCUGCAUCAUCUGGAUGCUGGUCUGGAUCGGAAGCAUCCCCAUCUACACCUUCCACAGGGAAGUGGAGAGAUACAAGUGCUUUCACAACAUGUCGGAUGGCACCUGGAGUGCCAGUGUCUUCUUCCCCCUGGAGAUCUUUGGCUUCCUCCUUCCCAUGGGCAUCAUGGGCUUCUGUUCCUAUAGGAGUAUUCACAUCCUGCUGCGCCGUCCAGACAGCACUGAGGACUGGGUCCAACAGAGAGACACUAAGGGCUGGGUUCAAAAGAGAGCCUGCAUCUGGACCAUUGCUACCAAUCUUGUCAUCUUUGUGGUCUCCUUUCUCCCAGUGCACUUGGGCUUCUUCCUGCAGUAUCUGGUGAGGAACCACUUUAUCUUGGAUUGCAGAAUGAAGCAGGGCAUCAGCUUGUUCCUGCAGUUGUCUCUGUGUUUCUCCAACAUCAACUGCUGCCUUGAUGUUUUCUGCUACUACUUUGUCAUCAAAGAAUUUCACAUGAACAUCAAGGCCCACCGGCCCUCCACAAUCCAGCUGAUCAAUCAGGAUACCAUGGUCUCCAGGGGCUAAGAGAAGGUACCUCUCUCAAGGGAAGGAAACACAGUCCUAAAUUCUCAUAAAGACCCUCCUGGGCUUGUCUUUUGACACUCGCUGAGUACCAUCUUUGUUCUUUAUACUCCUACAACCUUUUCACAUCACCUGGACGGGUGACAGAUGUCACACUUGUUUUGGGUUUGGUA
Molecule: messenger RNA, 1154 nt
Organism: Mus caroli (Ryukyu mouse)
Lineage: Eukaryota; Metazoa; Chordata; Mammalia; Rodentia; Muridae
Gene: Gpr55
Product: G protein-coupled receptor 55
Biological process (GO): positive regulation of Rho protein signal transduction; phospholipase C-activating G protein-coupled receptor signaling pathway
Cellular component (GO): plasma membrane
Molecular function (GO): cannabinoid receptor activity
Source: RefSeq, a predicted model, not a curated record